AGAGCUGAAGAAUGUCGGCUCGGUCAUGUGAUCGGCUGUGUCCAAUCACAGCUGAUCACAUGGGACAUGUACACUGAUCAUCAAGACACUGAUGAUCAGUGUGCCCUGAUGAUCAGUGUGGCCCCAGAAGUGCCACCUGUCAGUGUCCAUCAGUGCCAGCUGUCAGUGACGAACAGUGCCACAUGCCAGUGCCCAUCAGUGCCACAUCAAUGCCACAUAUCAGUGCCUACCAGUGCACAUCAAUGCCACAUAUCAGUGCCCAUCUGAGCUGCCUUUCAGUGUCACCCAUCAGUGCCAGUCAGUGCCACCUAUCAGUGCUGCCAAUCAGUGCCACCUAUCAGUGCUGCCAAUCAGUG
Molecule: messenger RNA, 356 nt
Organism: Staurois parvus
Lineage: Eukaryota; Metazoa; Chordata; Amphibia; Anura; Ranidae
Source: the annotation of a GenBank genome assembly